Messenger RNA from Prosopis cineraria, 562 nucleotides. RefSeq lists its product as uncharacterized. The coding region runs from base 1 to 516 and encodes 171 amino acids. The transcript is spliced from 4 exons. Lineage: Eukaryota; Viridiplantae; Streptophyta; Magnoliopsida; Fabales; Fabaceae. The record is from RefSeq and is a predicted model, not a curated record.
AUGAGUUUCGGCCGGGCCAUAGCCAGCGUGAUUGGAGCCGGGCCUGUUCUCACUAUACCCAAUCUUCACUAUUCUCUCACUCGGUCCAGCUACAAUGCCCGUCCCUUUCAUUUGCCACCGCUCUUGCGCUGGCGCCGUUCUCCACCAUUGACAGUGCGAGUUCGAGUUCUUCUCCCUCCAUCUUUCUCCCACUGGUAUCGAGUUCGCCAGCUGAUCUCUGCUAUGAACAACAAUCUGGCAUUUCUUGUGAGAACUGUUGCAAAAAAAUUUCACAGCCCAUCUUCAUUGCGAAUCUAUUGCUCAUCUCCUCAGAGUCUUCUCCUCCUGCCAGCAAUAAACUCUUCGUUGGAGGUUUGUCAUGGUCUGUGGAUGAGAAGUCCCUCAAAGACGCUUUUCGUUCAUUUGGUGAAGUCACUGAAUGUAAUAUGUGUAUGUCUUUUUCUGGGCCUUUGUAGUUUCCAUUUUCUGUUAUGGGUCUACAUAUUGGAUGAUGGGCGGACUGGUUUAGUUAUGUAGUCUCAGUGCUCCAGUUUCUACUAUGGCAAGUUUUUUCAUGUAAUGG